AUUCAAGGUAACACAGUCAUCGACCUGGAAUGUGGGUGUAGGUAGAAAUUGUUCACACAGUGCAUUUAACAAAGAUGACCAACUCGGACUUGUGGGGUGUGCCGGUGCUGAUAGGUGUAGGUGUGGUUGCUGUCACUGCCAUCCUAGCAAAGAUCUUCUUAUUUGGAAACAAGAAGAAAGCAAAGUCCCCCAUAACACUACAGGACCCCAAUACCAAGUACCCUCUUAAACUUGUGGAUAAAGAGGAAGUAAGUCAUGAUACAAGAAGAUUUCGUUUUGCCCUUCCAAGUCCAGAGCAUAUCUUGGGACUACCUGUUGGUCAGCAUAUUUACCUGACCGCUCGUAUUGAUGGACAGCUGGUGAUCCGCCCCUACACCCCAGUAUCUAGUGAUGAUGAAAAGGGAUACAUGGACCUGGUCAUUAAGGUUUACUUCAAGAAUGUCCACCCCAAAUUUCCUGAGGGUGGGAAAAUGUCCCAGCACUUGGAGAACAUGUCCAUUGGAGACUUUAUUGACGUAAGAGGACCUAAUGGUUUACUGGUCUAUGAGGGAAAAGGUGUGUUCAAGGUGCGCCCAGACAAGAAGUCCCCUCCGGAGACUGUGACAGCUAGGAAUGUUGGAAUGAUUGCGGGAGGGACAGGAAUAACCCCCAUGCUCCAGCUUAUUAGGGAGGUGUUCAAAGACCCAGAGGACAAAACAAACCUCUCUCUACUCUUUGCUAAUCAGACAGAAGAUGACAUUCUGUUGAGAACAGAGCUAGAGGAUUUACAAGAGAGCUACCCUAACCGUCUCAAGUUGUGGUACACUUUAGAUCGACCAACAGAAGGUUGGAAGUACAGUAAGGGCUUUGUCAAUGAUGAGAUGAUAAAGAAUCACCUCCCUCCCCCUAGUCAUGAUACGGUCAUCCUGAUGUGUGGACCCCCUCCCAUGAUCAACUUUGCCUGCCAACCAAACCUUGACAAACUUGGAUACAGUCAGAAGUCCAGAUUUGCCUACUAGAUAUGGCUUUCAUUAUUUAAGUUCAGUUGCAUAGUUGAUUGUGGAUUGUAUGUGUAAAUUAUUUUGUAAAUGAUAUGCAAUCAUGAUUUUGAAGAAGGUUUAAAUUAAAAAAAAAAAGACAGAAAAGGCACUUUAUAAUCUUGAAAAAUGAGAAUGUCUGCAAUAAGUUAGCUAGUUUAUAUAUUUGAUGCAAUAUAUGGUGUCUUAAUUGCCUAAAGUGUUUGUUACAAUAUAAAAAUUUAGUUCUGUUGUUGCUGGGCAUUGUCUUACAAGUAAACUGUACUACUGUGUAGUGUACUUUGUAAUAUAAUUCACUUUUCUUAUGUAAUAAAUUUAUUUCUACUUUUGUAAAAUUUUAA
This is a messenger RNA of Saccostrea echinata, 1357 nucleotides long. RefSeq names its product NADH-cytochrome b5 reductase 3-like. The transcript is spliced from 8 exons. NCBI's taxonomy places the organism in Eukaryota, Metazoa, Mollusca, Bivalvia, Ostreida, Ostreidae. The record is from RefSeq and is a predicted model, not a curated record. Gene Ontology annotation, molecular function: FAD binding; oxidoreductase activity. Gene Ontology annotation, cellular component: mitochondrion. Bases 75 to 998 code for a protein of 307 amino acids.